AUGAUUCACUGGGGCGGCCUUUGUCUGCGAUUGGCCCCGCCCCGCCCCCGUCAUCCGCGGACCCCCGACGGCCCCCGCCCCGCCCCCGUCAUCCGCGAACCCCCGACGGCCCCCGCCCCGCCCCCCGUCAUCCACGGCCCCCCCCGACGGCCCCCCGCCCCGCCCCCGUCAUCCGCGAACCCCCGACGGCCCCCGCCCCGCCCCCGUCAUCCGCGGCCCCCCGAGGCCCCGCCCCGCACCGGUCAUCCGCGGCCCCCCCGAGGCCCCGCCCCGCCCCCGUCAUCCGCGGACCCCCGACGGCCCCCGCCCCGCCCCCGUCAUCCGCGGACCCCCGACGGCCCCCGCCCUGCCCCCGUCAUCCGCGGCCCCCCGACGGCCCCCGCCCCGCCCCCGUCAUCCGCGGACCCCCGACGGCCCCCGCCCCGCCCCCGUCAUCCGCGGCCCCCCGAGGCCCCGCCCCGCACCGGUCAUCCGCGGCCCCCCCGAGGCCCCGCCCCGCCCCCGUCAUCCGCGGACCCCCGACGGCCCCCGCCCCGCCCCCGUCAUCCGCGGACCCCCGACGGCCCCCGCCCCGCCCCCGUCAUCCGCGAACCCCCGACGGCCCCCGCCCCGCCCCCCGUCAUCCACGGCCCCCCCCGACGGCCCCCCGCCCCGCCCCCGUCAUCCGCGGACCCCCGACGGCCCCCGCCCCGCCCCCGUCAUCCGCGGCCCCCCGACGGCCCCCGCCCCGCCCCCCCGUCAUCCACGGCCCCCCCCGACGGCCCCCCGCCCCGCCCCCGUCAUCCGCGAACCCCCGACGGCCCCCGCCCCGCCCCCCGUCAUCCACGGCCCCCCCCCGACGGCCCCCCGCCCCGCCCCCGUCAUCCGCGAACCCCCGACGGCCCCCGCCCCGCCCCCGUCAUCCGCGAACCCCCGACGGCCCCCGCCCCGCCCCCCGUCAUCCACGGCCCCCCCCGACGGCCCCCCGCCCCGCCCCCGUCAUCCGCGAACCCCCGACGGCCCCCGCCCCGCCCCCCCGUCAUCCACGGCCCCCCCCGACGGCCCCCCGCCCCCGCCCCCGUCAUCCGCGAACCCCCGACGGCCCCCGCCCCGCCCCCCGUCAUCCACGGCCCCCCCCGAGGCCCCGCCCCGCACCGGUCAUCCGCGGCCCCCCCGAGGCCCCGCCCCGCCCCCGUCAUCCGCGGACCCCCGACGGCCCCCGCCCCGCCCCCGUCAUCCGCGGACCCCCGACGGCCCCCGCCCUGCCCCCGUCAUCCGCGGCCCCCCGACGGCCCCCGCCCCGCCCCCGUCAUCCGCGGACCCCCGACGGCCCCCGCCCUGCCCCCGUCAUCCGCGGCCCCCCGACGGGCCCCCGCUUCCCAUCAUCCGCGGCCCCCCCACGGACCCCGUCACCCACAGCCCCCGCCCGACGCCCACCCGCCCCACAGGCCCCCGCCCCCCUACGGCACAGCCGGCGCUGUCCCCUGCAGACGCCCCCUUCGCCCCCUUCGUGGUUCCAGCGCAGACUCCUCAGGCCUGCAGGACCGCGCCCGCCCGCCCGCACAGCACCUGCAGCGCCCCCGCAACUACCGCCCGGGGUCUCCCGCUAUCUGCUGA
This is a messenger RNA of Canis lupus familiaris (dog), 1596 nucleotides long. RefSeq names its product proline-rich protein 2-like. NCBI's taxonomy places the organism in Eukaryota, Metazoa, Chordata, Mammalia, Carnivora, Canidae. The transcript has 2 exons. Bases 1 to 1596 code for a protein of 531 amino acids. The record is from RefSeq and is a predicted model, not a curated record.